Bicyclus anynana (squinting bush brown) is the source of this 1031-nucleotide messenger RNA. RefSeq lists its product as uncharacterized. The coding region runs from base 186 to 1031 and encodes 281 amino acids. The record is from RefSeq and is a predicted model, not a curated record. NCBI's taxonomy places the organism in Eukaryota, Metazoa, Arthropoda, Insecta, Lepidoptera, Nymphalidae. The transcript is spliced from 3 exons. Gene Ontology annotation, biological process: regulation of exit from mitosis. Gene Ontology annotation, cellular component: nucleus.
ACAUUAGGAAAGACCUUCAUUUGUCGUCUGUGGGGAAGACCGUGACCGUUGGAAUUUAAAUUUUCAAUUUUAGACAAAAUAUUGUACAAGAAAUUUAAAAGUAAAAGAGUGAAAGCUUUACAUUUUAGGUGAAGCUCUCGUCCAAGGCGAUUAAGUUAAAUCUUCAUUCAAAGUACAAUACCGAUAUGAGUGGGUUCAAUUCAAAAAAUAAUAUUAACAUCAACUUGAACAUAGGUGAUCAAUUAACUUCUAUCUCUUGUGGGCAUAUUGUUGUAGAAUUAAUUAAAUUUAUCGCCUACCAAAGGCUCCAGAUACCGUAUACUUAUCAGUGGCUAAAAGAAGUUGUUAACAAGAGAAAAUCGUGCGAAGAUGUAAGAGAAGGACACCUGUCUGAGAGACAUUUUUUUGUAGCAUCCACAGCUUUAAAUAACCUGGACUUUAUCAUAAAGAGCUUGUUGAAGGAAAUUGAAACUUCAAUACCUGAAGAGAUUUGCAUUGUCCUGGGUGGAACACCCAUUACAUGUAAAGAAGUGUACCGGCUGAUAUUGCCAAGAGCGUGCCACAAGCAACAAUGCCAUUCUACUCAUAUUGCAUCAGACCAGAAAAUACAAAGAAAUGUGUUUAAAACAUUAGUGACAUCUGACAAACUAAGUCAGAUUUUCUUCAAUACUUUGUCACCAACAAACAUGUACAUUUUUAUUAAAAAGAACAUUUCCAACAAUCAGGAUGUGGUCUGUGCUGACACCUUUUUAUCGGUGGAUGGAUACAGACUGCCUAGAAGUUGUAAGAUUGUUUGUCUAGACUUUAGGACUCAAAAUCAUCAAAAUGUUUCAUGCUGUCACAAGUUCCAGAUCUUUGGCGAUGCAAUCAAUGUCAAUAUUGACCAACUAAAUACUGAUGAAGAAGUAGAGUUUAAUGAAAUAGAGUCAACAGAUGACAAGAGAUGGUUUCAAUCAAGUUACAUUAUGAAAGGGUUUAAAGAUUGUACUGUAAAUGGUAGCUCAGUAACCAAUGCUUGGCUACAAUAUUGA